CUACCAGAGCUAGUAUUUAGAGUCUGUUUGCAGUACAAGUCACAUUGGUCCUGACAACACGGAUACGACAAAGUGAAGAAUGCAAAGCUUCCUUUCCUUUAGAAUCUCACUUUAGUGGCAUACACGUAAAGUCAAGGCAAAAUAUCCCAGGUUUUAGUACGUCUGCUGAUUUCUGACAGAGUGCAGGGAUGGAGAUCGAGUCUAUGGCAGCAAACACUGCACUGAUCAGGGCUAGAGAAGGUGGUGGUGGCAAACACAAAGGAAGAAGCAGGAGAUGGAAAGAGCUGCUGCAGUUUCCUCACAUUAACAAGUGCGCUGAGCUGGAACAGAAUAUUGAACGAGACUACAAUAGCCUGUGUGUGGAACAACCUAUAGGAAAGGCAUUAUUCCAACUGUACUGUGAGACAAAACCAGACCUCAAAUGCUGCAUUGACUUCCUGAAUGAGACGGAUGAGCAUGAGGUCAUACCACCCGAGAAAUGGAAAAGCUACGGGAAUGAAAUUAUUUCAAAGUAUCUCAACUCAGAGUCUCCUCAAUUUGUGCAGGAGAUACCAGAAAAUCACCGGGACAUAUGCCAACAAAACCUAGAGGAAGACAUUUCUUACAGUCUCUUCAGAGACUGCAGAAAGGCACUGCAUGAAUAUUUAAGCAAACAGCCCUUCAAAGAUUAUCAGAAGAGCAUGUAUUUUGAUCGUUUCCUGCAGUGGAAGAUGGUUGAAAGAUACCCAGUCACAAGGAACUCGUUUCGAGAAUAUCGAAUUUUGGGAAAAGGAGGAUUCGGGGAGGUAUGUGCAUGCCAGGCUCGGGCAUCCGGAAAAAUGUACGCCUGUAAGAAACUGGAAAAGAAGCGCAUCAAGAAGCAGAAAGCAGAAAUCUUGGCGCUUAAUGAAAAGCAAAUCCUGGAGAAGGUGAACAGCAGAUUUGUGGUCAGUUUAGCUUAUGCGUAUGAGACCAAGGAAGCUCUUUGCCUGGUGCUGACCAUAAUGAACGGAGGAGAUCUGAAGUUUCACAUAUAUAAGAUGGGUUUUCCAGGAUUAAGCAAGGAAAGGGUGCAGUUUUAUGCAGCUCAGGUCCUUUGUGGCUUGGAUCACCUUCACCAAAACAAUGUUAUUUACAGGGAUUUAAAGCCUGAAAACAUCCUCUUGGAUGAUUACGGUCACAUACGCAUAUCUGACCUGGGCUUGUCAGUAUUCAUAAAAGAAGGAGAAGUCAUUCGUGGCAGAGUGGGAACAGCUGGAUACAUGGCUCCAGAGGUCAUUAGUGACAAGUACUACAAUGUCAGUGCUGACUGGUGGGGUCUCGGAUGUCUCAUCUACGAGAUGACCGCAGCGACUCUUCCGUUUCGUGAGCGCACUGAGCGGCUGCACCGCAAGGAGCUGGACAAAAGAGUGCUGGAAACCACAGAGCGCUACGGGGUCAGGUUUACAGGGGACACCAAAGACAUUUGCCAAGCGCUCUUGGCCAAAAAUCCAGAGGAAAGACUGGGAUGCGGUGCUGGUGGUGUAACCGACAUUAAAAAUCACCCAUUCUUCAAGGAGAUGAACUUCAGGCGGUUAGAGGCUGGAAUGCUGCCACCCCCUUUUGUGCCAAAUCCAAGAGCCGUAUACUGUCAAGACGUUGUGGAUAUCGACCAGUUCUCCACAGUGAAGGGAAUCAACCUUGAUGUAAACGAUGAAGACUUUUACACAAAGUUCAACACAGGCAGCAUGGCCAUCCCAUGGCAGAAUGAGAUGAUUGAAACAGAGUGUUUUAAGGACCUGAAUGUAUUCGGCCCAAACAGCACAAGGACACCAGAUCUUGAUCGUUCAAUUCAGGUUGGCCAGAGCCCUAAAUCUCAUGCUAAGAGCAUGCGACAGCAGCAGUCGAGUUCCAAACCCAGGCUGAUUGAUAAAAUCUUCAAAAGACACAACCGUGCUGAACCCACAGAGCUGAAGAGCAAACCUUCAAGGAAGAAUACAGAUGAGCUUCGAAUGAACUUACUAGACUCUUCAUAUGAGACCUUGUAAAUACAGUGUCUAUAAACUGAUCAAGUUUCUACAGAGAGGUAAUAAAUUUAAAAGGAUGUGCAGCUAGUUAAAUGUAACUAGGAAUUAAACUAGCAGGCUUGGUGCUGAUAUUUUAUGGAUCGUUGCCACAGUGUGAAGGAGUAAAUACCUGCCUUAUGAUUAUUCUUACUUUUUUUUUUUCAUUUGUUUUAUACUGUUACGUCUUCUCUAAAUAUAUGACUGAAAAUCAGUGAAACAAUUUUGUAGUUUGUCUUUGUGCUUAUUAUUUAGUAAGCUGAAACACACUUUCAUCACCAUCAUUUCAAGAAUUAAAUUAACGGAGACUUUCACA
Hemibagrus wyckioides is the source of this 2337-nucleotide messenger RNA. RefSeq names its product G protein-coupled receptor kinase 5 (gene grk5). Lineage: Eukaryota; Metazoa; Chordata; Actinopteri; Siluriformes; Bagridae. The coding region runs from base 189 to 2006 and encodes 605 amino acids. Gene Ontology annotation, molecular function: ATP binding; G protein-coupled receptor kinase activity. Gene Ontology annotation, biological process: regulation of signal transduction; signal transduction; protein phosphorylation. The record is from RefSeq and is a predicted model, not a curated record. The transcript has 16 exons. Gene Ontology annotation, cellular component: cytoplasm.